Calidris pugnax (ruff) is the source of this 576-nucleotide messenger RNA. Its product is annotated as olfactory receptor 10A4-like. Gene Ontology annotation, molecular function: olfactory receptor activity; G protein-coupled receptor activity. Gene Ontology annotation, cellular component: membrane. The record is from RefSeq and is a predicted model, not a curated record. The transcript has a single exon. The annotation marks the transcript as partial. Gene Ontology annotation, biological process: G protein-coupled receptor signaling pathway. NCBI's taxonomy places the organism in Eukaryota, Metazoa, Chordata, Aves, Charadriiformes, Scolopacidae.
AUGACCAGCUGCUGGAACCAAACAAGGGUGACCUAUUUCCAAUUUUUACCUUUCUCCAGCAUUCCAGAGAUCCAAGGCUCGCUCUUUUGCCUGGUAUUGCUCAUGUACCUCAGUACUUUGGUGGGAAACAUCCUCAUCAUUGUGAUCACUGUGGUAGAUGCUGCCCUUCACUCCCCCAUGUAUUUUUUCCUCAAGAAUUUGUCUAUCCUGGAGAUUGGCUACACUACAUCCACAGUCCCCAAGAUGCUGGUGAACUUCCUCAGAAAAAGGAAAGGCAUAUCCUUUCUGGGCUGCGCCACACAGAUGUAUGCCUUCUCCGUCUUAGGAAUCACAGAAUGUUGUCUGCUGGCUGCCAUGGCCUACGAUCGAUAUGUGGCCAUAUGCCAUCCCCUGCACUACACAACCAUGAUGAGCUGGAACAUGUGCUUCCUGCUCUCAGCUGUAUCUUGGCUUAUUGGAGUCUUGAUGGCCUUAGGGCAGACAACUUUCAUCUUUAGCCUUCCAUAUUGUGGGCCCAACAGGAUCAAUCACUUCUUCUGUGACCUGCUGCCUCUGCUGAAGUUGGCUUGCACGGAC